AAUCGAGAUGAAAAAUGGAGUCUUUGUCUUUUGAACAAGUGCAAAUUAUUUUGCUAGCUAACAGUGAUAAAAAGAAAAUACCGAGUCCUUCAAGCAGUGUUAAACAUUUGAAAACGCUGCGAGUUAAAGCAAAAGUUAAUCUUCGGACAUGGAUCGAACAUGGUGUUCCUGAACGAGCAUGGAUUCAUAUGCUACGCUCCAAGACUUCGCUCAUUCACGAAUACUCCCUUCAAAAACAGAAAGUCAUAGUGCCCGUUAUCCCACCGACUUCAAGCAGAGUGUUUGGAUCAAACGUGGAAGCCAGAAAUACAUUAGCUGGGUGUACGUGGCAAAAUGAUGGAUUGUAUUCGGACAAUGAUGUAACAGCUCCUGACACUUCACUACCCACACAACUGUUGCUAGAAAGUUUGGAGGAAAUAUACUACACUCAUCAACUCCAGUAGGAAUUCACUGAAAAGCUACACCCAAUGUCUUUAUUGCGUCUUCUGCAACACUGGGCAGCUACUACACAUUAAAAAAACUCAUAUGGAUAAUCUAUUGAGACUUAUACACCAUCAUAGGCCAGUGAUUGACUACAAUGUGUUGCCACUUACUGGCAAGCAACUUCUCCAAAUUGACGGUAGAGACUAUGCUGGCUUUAUAUAAAAAACACCCGUUGGAUUACCCACGCCAACUGCCUUUCCGUCAACUGUUGGAUCAAAUCAAAAUGAGCGUUCACCGAUUGAUGCUGGACCCAGCGUAGCAGCCCCACUUCGGUCGUCAACCAAUGGUGCUAGAGUUACUUCUGUUACUCGUGGCGUGAGACGAAAAAAAAAACCUUCCAGCUACCAAAACCAGUCAUUCAACGAGAGGGAGCAAAGUAUUCUCACUUUGGUCUGCAGUCUGCCAUUG
Molecule: messenger RNA, 891 nt
Organism: Daphnia magna
Lineage: Eukaryota; Metazoa; Arthropoda; Branchiopoda; Diplostraca; Daphniidae
Exons: 3
Coding region: 15-443 (142 amino acids)
Source: RefSeq, a predicted model, not a curated record